Molecule: messenger RNA, 2205 nt
Organism: Rhinolophus ferrumequinum (greater horseshoe bat)
Lineage: Eukaryota; Metazoa; Chordata; Mammalia; Chiroptera; Rhinolophidae
Gene: PRORP
Product: protein only RNase P catalytic subunit
Exons: 8
Coding region: 433-2187 (584 amino acids)
Biological process (GO): tRNA 5'-leader removal; mitochondrial tRNA 5'-end processing
Cellular component (GO): mitochondrial ribonuclease P complex; mitochondrion
Molecular function (GO): protein binding; ribonuclease P activity
Source: RefSeq, a predicted model, not a curated record
CCCUUUUACGCCGCCUGGCCCAGCUGAACGCCGGCGUCCAGUUCAGUCACGCCCCUAAUGCCGGGGCCCUCGCGGUGCAUUGUGGGCCGGUAGUGCCGGGCCGAGGUUAUGGUUGCGUUAAUUAAGCGUGAGUGUUGGGUUCGCGGACUGGAAUAUAACUGUCACCAGAGAUUCCUGCUCUGUCCCCUGGUUCUGCGUCUUGCGACCGAUGUCGGAUAUCCUGGGAUCGUUGUUUAAUGGAGAAAACUCACCAGACUUCAUUAUUAUUAAGUAGCUCCAAAAGCAGAGCCUUCAUUUUUCUGAGAGAAACUGAAAGUCAUCUUUUAAAAAGUUGCGCUUCGACUGUCGGCUCCCACCCCCCAGUACCUUAAUUAUGCUGUAGAAGUAGGGGCUUUUUGAACAUCUCUCAGUGUCUUGUGCUGAUCUCACUGCAUGAUGACUUUCUGUUUCACUGGUAUUCGAAGCUUUCCUAAGCUUUGGAAAAGCAACCCAUACCUUGGCCUAAGCCCAGGACACUCUCAUACCUCUCUCUUUCUCAAAGACUGUUUUGGCAUCAGGAACCAACAGAAGUGCUUUUCUCUUAAAACAGCGUCUCCACAAAAUACCAAAGCAAUGAAUCUACUACUUACCAGGGCCAGAUCUGGCAGGAAAGGAGAGGAGGGCAGAAAUAAGCAAGUUCCUUCUGAGUCUCAUCUUUUUGCAGCCGGAGCGGCUAAGAAGAGAUCACAGAUGAAUCCUCAGAGUAAAGAUCACGCCUUGCCACCUGUGAGGAACAACAUUAUUCAACUCCCAACAAAACCCUUGAAUUCAGAGGAGUGGGAUAAACUUAAGGAAGAUUUCAAAGGAAAAGCCAAUUUUGAAAAUUGGAUCAUUUCACAGAUGGCUCACUACAAUAGUUCUGUAGAUGUGGCCAAAUCUCUGCUGGCCUGGGUAGCUGCAAAAAACAAUGGUAUUGUAGGCUAUAAUUUGCUGGUCAAGUAUUUAUAUCUCUGUGUCUUUCAUAAGCAGACAUCAGAAGUUUUUGACGUCUAUGAAAUCAUGAAAGCUAGAUACAAGAUUUUAGAAUCUGGAGCAAACACUCUUCUCAUUCGAGGAUUAAUCCAUUCAGACAGAUGGAAAGAGGCCUUGCUGCUGUUAGAGGACAUUAAAAAGGUCAUGACUCCUUCAAAAAAGAACUAUAAUGACUGUAUCCAGGGAGCCCUCCUUCAUCAAGAUGUAAACAUAGCUUGGAAUUUAUAUCAGGAAUUGUUAAGUCAUGAUAUUCCAAUGAUGGAAACUUUAAAGGCCUUCUUUGAUUUUGGAAAGGACAUAAAAGACGACCAGUAUUCAAACAAACUACUAAACAUUCUUUUAUAUCUAAGAAAUAGUCAGCUAUAUCCUGGGGAAUCCUUUGCACACAGUAUAAAAACAUGGUUUGAGAGUGUUUCUGAAGAACAAUGGAAAGGAAAAUUCACCACAAUUCAGAAAAGUGGUCAAUGUUUGGGCUGUGGAAAAAACAUAGAGUCUAUUCACCUGAGUCCAGAAGAGUAUGAAUUACUCAAGGGAAAAGUAAUGAGGGAUGUGAUAGAUGGAGGUGACCAAUACAGAAAGACGACACCUCAGGAACUUAAGAGAUUUCAGAACUUUGUGAAAUACUGCCCUCCUUUUGAUAUUGUCAUCGAUGGACUCAACGUUGCCAAAAUGUUUCCUAAAGCUCGUGAGUCUCAAGUUCUCUUGCACGUGGUCUCUCAACUAGCCAAGCAGAAUCUGCGAGUGCUGGUCCUGGGCCGGAAGCACAUGCUGACGUCGCGUGCCCGGUGGAGAAAGGAUGAGAUGGAAGAGGUGCAAAAGCAAGCCAGCUGUUUCUUUGCUGACAAUAUCUCAGAGGAUGAUCCGUUCCUUCUGUAUGCCACACUGCACUCAGGGAAUCACUGCAAGUUUAUCACGAAAGAUCUGAUGCGGGACCACAAGGCCUGUCUAGCUGAUGCCAAGACCCAACGCCUAUUCUUUAAGUGGCAGCAGGGACAUCAGCUGGCCAUUAUCAAUAAGCUUCCAGGAUCAAAACUAACCUUUCAGCAUAUUCUCAGCUAUGACACAGUGGUGCAAACAACUGGAGACUCGUGGCACAUACCAUAUGAUGAAGACCUGGUGGAAAGAUAUUCCUACGAAGUGCCAACCAAGUGGCUUUGCCUGCAGAGAAAGAAAUAAAGACUCGUACCCCCCUGC